AUGCCGUCUACGUCCAUCGAAUCAGCAGCAGUUGAUGGAAGGGCAAGAACACCCCGCUUCAUCCAGCGGCAACUAGCCAAUCUUCACAAAGCGAUCACCACAAACGCGAAAAUAAUCCAAGAUGCUAUCGUAGCAGAUACCGGUGCCAAAUUACGUGAAGCUCAACUGGAGAUACACCUUUCCAUCUCCGUUGUCAAAGAACUUUACGAUAACUUCUCCGUUGAAGAAGCUUUGUCACAAGAAUAUCGAGUUGCUAGAGGACAAGACUGGUGCGAUAGAAAUGAUGCUGUCGGGACCAUCUAUCUGCGACCUCAGAGUCACAACCUUGUCUAUUCCAUAGUCUCACCCUUGGCAAAUGCGAUAGCAGCUGGGAAUUGCGUUGUCAUUGAGUCAAACAAACCUCACCAAGCUCUUUCGUCAAAGAUAGCAGAGAUUAUACUUCAACAUCUUGACCGAGACACCAUUGCUUUCGUCGAAGAUCUCCCGGAGCCGCCAAGCAAAGGCGUCCUUCUCAUCGAUCAAACAGGAGAAAUUCCCAAGAUGAACGCGUCCAGUAUCCAUACCCCCGGGUCAUCGGCUCGAGUAGUGGCCUUGGUCGACCGUUCUAGCGACAUAGUAUCUGCUGCGAGUUCAAUAGUGCAAGCUCGUACUGCGUUUGGAGGGAACUCGGUUUAUGCUCCUGAUAUCGUCUUAGUCAAUGAGUUCGCUAUGAAGGAGUUCGUCCAAGCGGCAAAGAUUGCUCUUUCUAUAUCUAUCGAAGAGACAAAAGGGCAAGAUAUCACCGCUUCGCAGGCUACAUGCAAAAUUGCCGGAAUCGGGCUGACCGAGAAAGAACUUCGCGGCUCGGGUGCUAAUGUGGUCAUGAGAGGGGAUCUGGGGACCAUUGCUAUCGUCGAGGACAGGGGUUCGUCUCUGCUACAGAGGAAGAUUUACGGCGCUUGUCUGAUUUUGCACUCGGUUCGAAGUUUGGAUGAUGGCAUAGACCUUGCAAAUCUACAGAACAAAACUCUUCUCGCCUGCUACCAUUUCGGUGCUCCCGAGGCUGCAAAGUAUACCACUCAGUUCAUCGACUCCUACGCGUCGUUUGUCAAUCACGCCCCCAUCGAGCUGACAGUCGGUCCCGCGGCCCCGAUCGGCUUCCACCCGUCAGCGACUCAUCGCUACCGACCGGCGAUGUUCAGUGUGCCAAAAGCAGAUUGUAUUGCUGGAGAUUCUGCAUCAAGAAGCCUUGCGAGCAUAUUCAGAGCUGAGGCCAAAGCUUGGUCGGACGUCUACGAGAAACAGAUCACCUCAUCUCUAGCCCCCACAAGGCAAAAGGCGGGCAAGGUCGUUGGAUUCUUCGACCAGGGCCUCAUCACUGGUUUCGUUGUGUUCUGGGUCCCCGUCAUCGCAAGUGCUGUGGUAGGAUCUGGUUAUGGAAUUCGUGCUGGCAUUCGAAUGACGCGGUCGUGA
Aureobasidium pullulans EXF-150 is the source of this 1452-nucleotide messenger RNA. RefSeq names its product aldehyde dehydrogenase PutA. The transcript is spliced from 5 exons. Lineage: Eukaryota; Fungi; Ascomycota; Dothideomycetes; Dothideales; Saccotheciaceae. The coding region runs from base 1 to 1452 and encodes 483 amino acids. Gene Ontology annotation, molecular function: oxidoreductase activity, acting on the aldehyde or oxo group of donors, NAD or NADP as acceptor. The record is from RefSeq and is a predicted model, not a curated record.